This is a messenger RNA of Naegleria fowleri, 1605 nucleotides long. RefSeq lists its product as uncharacterized. Bases 1 to 1605 code for a protein of 534 amino acids. The transcript has a single exon. The record is from RefSeq and is a predicted model, not a curated record. NCBI's taxonomy places the organism in Eukaryota, Heterolobosea, Eutetramitea, Acrasida, Naegleriidae.
AUGAAUUUAUCGUUAUUCGAUGAACGUUCCGAGCUGCUACUGGCCAACAGUGAUCGUGAUCAUCACAAUGAUCAUCAUCAUGGAAUUAGAAGCGUCCACUUAAAUUCUCAAAACAAACAGCAAGUACAUCGGUCGAAAUUACAAGAUCUCAAUCAAGACAUGCUCUCUGUAAUUUUAAAAUUUUGUUCCGAUACAACGGAUAUUGAAUCUUUGAAGUAUUCGUGUAAGAGUUUGUAUUGGUUGAUCUCAGUUAGAUUUGAUUUGCUCCGAGAGGAUUUUCAAGCAGAAAUAAUAAUUUCAUGGGAUAAUUUUCACAUAUUGUUGGAGAGUAUUGAACACAGUUGUUUUAAACUAAUUGAAGAUGACAACAAAUCAACCUUAACAGAUUCUAACUUUCUCACCUACUAUGAUACUGUUUUACAAUCUCAACACGUUUCGCUAGCUCGUUUUAUUGAAAAUUGGAAACUCAAAUAUCCUGAUAUUGUUGAUACGAAGAAUUGGACCGUGAAUGCAUGCCGAUUAUUUAAGAAAUUUAUUCUUCAUGUAAUUAUUGCUAACGAGGAGGCUUUGAAUAAUGCUGUUGUCACGAUUAACAAUAAGGAGUCUGGACAUUGUAUAUAUUCUGGAUUUAUAUUCUCUACACCAGAAGAAAAUAUUGAUCUGAAGAAGGGAAUAGUUUAUGAGAAUUUUAAGGCGCUUUAUAGAUUUCGAGGAGACAAUUAUUUACAGCAGCAAUUUAUUUCAAACAUAAUUUUUUACAUUAUUUUUAGACAUAGACUCGUAAAAUUGAUGGAAAAAACAAAUAUUUCGUUGAAAAAGAUUUAUAGCAAAAACAUUAUUCGGAAAUUUAAAUAUUUAUCAAGAAGUGACAAUACCAAAGCACGAAAUGCAUUUUACAAUUUUCUGUGCAUUCAAGACAAUGUUUUACGGAGAUUUAAGUAUAAUGUAUUGAAUGGAAAAACUUUAUUGCCUAAAAUUGAGAAGUUUGAAAAAGAGGGCAUUCAAUUCCUAAACAUGAUUGCUUUUGAGCAUAUGAAUAUGAAGGAGAGAGAACAUUUCUUCAAGAUUGCAAUCAAACAUUGCUAUGGAUCAACACUCUCAAUUUCAAACGAAUGGAGAGAACGUUACUACAAUCAAGUUCAACAUUUAAAAGACGUUUGCUAUGAAGAAAUUAUUUGUACCCACAACGAAUAUGGAUUGCACUUUGAAUUUUUAACAUUGGAAUUUGAUCGUACAAUUUGUGCAACACGCCUCAACAAACUCACCAUUCCUCUCUACCCUAAUUCAGAGUUGUCAGCAAUUCGUUUCGAUCAAUGGAGUGAGUUUGAAGCACUGAUUCCAGGUGUGGGAACAUUUGACAAAUGUUGCACGAGGUGCUGUUCUCAUCCUUCACUUCGAUAUUUGAAUUGCACAUGUUUUUUCUGUUUUUGGUGUUGCACUUGCUGUUGCUGCUACAGGCACCCGAAAAGUGAUCAAUUUGAAUGGAUGUCCUUACUUGGUCUUACUCAUCGAUGGCUUCCAGUGCUGGAUUUUUGGAAUUGUGUGGACGUUUGCUUGGGUAAACCUAUACAAGAUAUUUAUUCUAAUGUGGAAACAAUCGAAUAG